This is a messenger RNA of Gossypium raimondii (Peruvian cotton), 2521 nucleotides long. RefSeq names its product beta-galactosidase 6. Gene Ontology annotation, cellular component: vacuole; cell wall. NCBI's taxonomy places the organism in Eukaryota, Viridiplantae, Streptophyta, Magnoliopsida, Malvales, Malvaceae. Gene Ontology annotation, biological process: carbohydrate metabolic process. Gene Ontology annotation, molecular function: beta-galactosidase activity. The record is from RefSeq and is a predicted model, not a curated record.
UGUCCACAAAAUGUUACCUUUAACCAUUCAGCACCAAAAAAGAGAUUCAAGUUUAGAUUUUUAGCGUCUAAACUUGGAUAUAAUAUUUAUUGCCUUUUUAUGAGUAAAUGAUAUAUGUUUGAUCGUAGGUGAAAGCUGCUUAAAGUGGGCAUGAAUACUUCCAAGAAUGGCAAACCUUUCCUUUCCCAUGUGUAUAUAUAUAUAUAUAUCAUCCCAAGCUCACCAACCUACCCUUCCAACCUUAGUUGCAAUAUUUGGCUCAAAAUUCUUGUUUGUAAAGGCCACUGCUAUAGCUGAAAAGAAAAAAUGAAGGUGAGGGAGAUGGUAUGGUGGUGGUGGAUAUAUAUAGCAGUUGCAGUGCAGGCAAGCAUCAAGGGAGAAGACUAUGUGACGUAUGAUGGGAGAUCUUUAAUCAUCAAUGGCCAACGCAAACUUCUAUUUUCGGGUUCCAUUCACUAUCCUCGCAGCACCCCUCAGAUGUGGUCGUCUUUGAUAGCCAAAGCAAAGGAAGGUGGAGUUGAUGUGAUUCAGACAUAUGUAUUCUGGAAUUUACAUGAGCCUCAACCUGGUCAGUAUGAUUUCAGUGGAAGAUAUGAUUUGGUGAAAUUCAUUAAGGAAAUUCAAGCACAAGGGCUUUAUGCUUGCCUUAGGAUUGGACCUUUUAUUGAGAGUGAAUGGACUUAUGGGGGAUUUCCAUUUUGGUUGCAUGACGUCCCCGGUAUUGUUUAUCGAACAGAUAAUGAGCCCUUUAAGUUCUACAUGCAAAACUUUACUAGAAAGAUAGUAAACUUGAUGAAGUCAGAAGGUUUAUAUGCUUCACAAGGAGGCCCAAUCAUAUUAUCACAGAUAGAGAAUGAAUAUCAAAACGUGGAAGCCGCUUUCCAUGAAAAAGGACCUAUUUAUGUUAAAUGGGCCGCAAAAAUGGGGGUCGAACUUGAAACUGGUGUGCCAUGGGUGAUGUGCAAGCAAACUGAUGCUCCCGAUCCAGUGAUUAAUACAUGCAACGGUAUGAGAUGUGGGGAAACUUUCGGAGGUCCCAACUCACCCAACAAGCCAUCCAUGUGGACAGAAAACUGGACUUCUUUCUAUCAAGUAUAUGGUGGUGAACCAUACAUAAGAUCUGCUGAAGAUAUUGCAUUUCAUGUUGCACUUUUUAUAGCAAAAAAGGGAAGUUACAUAAACUAUUACAUGUACCAUGGUGGAACAAAUUUUGGAAGGACGUCAUCGGCUUAUGUGAUAACUAGUUACUAUGACCAAGCUCCUCUUGAUGAAUAUGGUUUACUAAGACAACCAAAAUGGGGUCAUCUUAAAAAGUUGCAUAUUGUGAUAAAGAAUUGCUUCACACCUUUACUACAAGGAGUGCAAAGUAAUUUCUCAAUAGGCCCACUUCAACAGGCUUAUGUUUAUGAAGAAGGAAUGGGAGCUUGUGUUGCAUUUCUUGUAAAUAAUGAUUCUACAAAGAAUGCUACAGUGCAAUUCCAAAACAAUUCAUUUGAAUUGUUACCCAAGUCCAUUGGCAUUCUACCAGACUGUCAAAACAUGGUUUUCAACACUGCAAAGGUGAGCACAAAGCCGAAUAAAAGAAUUACAACAUUGACCAAAAUGUUUAAUGAAGUAGAUAUGUGGAAAGAAUUCAAAGAAGACAUCCCAAACUUUUUAGAUACCUCAUUGCGUUCUAAUUCAUUGUUGGAACACAUGAAUACAACCCAAGAUAAAUCUGAUUACCUUUGGUAUACAUUCAGCUUUCAACCCAAUUCAACCUGCUCUCAACCUGUGCUUCACGUUGAGUCCCUUGGACACGUUGUGCAUGCCUAUAUCAACACCAUAUUUAUAGAAGCUGGGCAUGGAAGCCAUGAUACUAAAGGAUUUAGCAUGGACAUACCCAUUACCUUAAUUGAUGGUAUCAACAAUGUAUCCAUACUCAGUGUUAUGGUUGGAUUACCGGACUCGGGAGUUUUGGAGAGUAGAUAUGCUGGAUUGACUAAAGUUACUAUUCAAUGCUCCGAAUCUUACAUAUAUGACUUUACCAAUUAUACAUGGGGAUAUCAGAUUGGUUUGGAAGGGGAAAAGUUACAAGUAUUUAAAGAACAAAGUUUAGAGGAGGUGGAGUGGAGUGAGAUUGAUGACUCUACAAAUAAGUCACUCACUUGGUACAAGACCACGUUUGAUGCACCCAUUGGAGAUGAACCAAUUGCCUUGAACAUGAGUUCAAUGCAAAAAGGAGAAGUUUGGGUGAACGAACAAAGCAUUGGUCGCUAUUGGGUUUCAUUCCUUACUUCUAAAGGAAACCCCUCCCAAACCUUGUACCAUGUGCCUCGCUCAUUCCUCAACCCUACUGGAAAUCUAUUAGUGGUGCUUGAAGAGUUGAAUGGGGAUCCUCUUCAAAUUUCUUUAAACACCAUUUCACUUGUCAAUGUUAAUUCUCCAUUUUCAUACCAUCAUCUCCCUCAGUGAUAUAUCAUUAUCAAAGCAUAUUCCUCUAUUAAGCAAUUAAAAGUGUUUAUUUUAAUUCUAUUUCUAA